Messenger RNA from Anastrepha obliqua, 8432 nucleotides. RefSeq lists its product as uncharacterized. Gene Ontology annotation, cellular component: ER to Golgi transport vesicle membrane; endoplasmic reticulum exit site. Gene Ontology annotation, biological process: autophagy; COPII vesicle coat assembly; Golgi organization. Bases 249 to 8108 code for a protein of 2619 amino acids. The transcript is spliced from 17 exons. The record is from RefSeq and is a predicted model, not a curated record. NCBI's taxonomy places the organism in Eukaryota, Metazoa, Arthropoda, Insecta, Diptera, Tephritidae.
GGUUUGAGUUGGCAGUGAGAUUUUUCCUUAUAAUUGCAGUCAUUUUGCAACCAAUUAAAAUACUGCAGUUUCGUAGGAAAUCCACACAUUUAACGAAAAAAAUCGAGUGUAAACGAAAACGAAUUAAUUAGGACAGAAAGUGCAAGUAAAAUUAUGCGUUUUAUCGUGUGUGAAAGCACGAAAACGAAAAGUGACAGUACAUAAUUGAAAAAUAGAACUACAAUUUCGGUGUAUAAAUUGUAAGAGAAAUGUCUUGGGUGCAACAAAAUGCAUCAGCGCUACCGCCCACGCUGCCACCGCAUCAGCACCAACAGCAGCAGCAGCAGCACCCAUAUUCACAACAGCAAAAACAUCAAGCUCCACCGGUUGCACAGCAGCAGCAAUCAUUAAAUAUACCACAACAACAACAACAGCAUUUAUCACCACAACCAUUGGCACCAGCCAAUUCAGUUGCCACCACUAAUGCUUACACGAAUCCGGUACCGCCACUUGCAUCCAACCUGCCCCCCUCCUCUGGCGCAUAUUUGAGCAAACAGUUAACUUCUAACAAUAACACUCAACAGCCGCAGCAGCCUAACUCCUUACGCUCGCCAAUGCAUGCCAACGGUGGCACACACCAGCAGCAGCCUGGCCAUUUUGGCGGCGUACAGCAGCUGCAGCAGCAACCGUCACCGGCAUCAGCCGCUUGGCAGCAACCAACUUACGGGCAGCCGAAUAAAAUCAUGCAAUCUAAUGCUGCCGCUACUAACAAUAAUUGGCCGCAACAACAACAACAGCAGCAGCCACUGCAGCAGCAACCACAACAUGCCAGCAAUCUGUACCCCACUCAACCGCAGCAACAACACACAACAGCAAAUGCCACGCAUAAUAUCUGGCAGCCGCCGGACUUGCCAGUGUCGGCUGCUGUAAAUAGCGCGCCACCGCAACAGCAGCAACAACAAUAUCCACAUCAAACCACAUAUGAUAAUUAUUUCACAUCAAACCAAUCGACUCAACAGCAGCCACCACAACAGCCACCGCCUCCCACUGCACAGCAGGCACAAUAUCAACAGCAACCGCUGCAGCAAGUGGCACACGAUACGUCGAAUUUCUUUCAGCCACAGACACAGUCACAAUAUCAGCAGCAGCCAGCUCAACCCGCUGCUGAUUUCUUUGAUAACAACAAUGCGAACAAGAGCGAUGGCUGGGGUGACUGGGAUUGGAAUGAUAAUGGGAAUGUGAUUGGUAGUGAAGCUGAACAAGCACCAACUGGGCAGCAGCAGCAGCAGCAACAGCAGCAGCAGCAUUCCACACAGUUGCCGAUUCAGAAGCCGACGUAUCAACAACAACAACAACCUCCACAACAACAUAUUUCGGAGCCACAAUCAACGAACUACAACACUUCAAAUGUAAUUGAGGACAGCUUUGGUACACAAUCGACGAACGAGAACUGGAGUUGGAAUCUUGGCGACGAUGUAAAUGCGAAUGCGAAUACUGUAGGUGUCGAAAAACAACCCACACUACCACCUCAAGUGCCAACAACUACAAAUAACCGUCAAGCAACACAAGUGCCCCGACAAGUCGCAAACAGCGUUCAAGUGCCUCAACAGAAAGCGGCUGAAUUUGCUGUAACAGAUGCAGGUGGGGUGAAAGCGGCAGCAGCAACUGUUUUAGGCAAACCCACUUCACUACCACUCUCCGAAGCGAGCAAUGAGAAUUACAAUACAAGUGCGCCACCACCAGCAAUUAGCCUCGUCGCUUCCGCUCCCUCAUCCACUGUUACCGGUGUCGCCGUCACAACCAAUAGCAACAUUCCAAACUCCGUUUACGUAUCACAAGCCAAACCAGUUUCGCGCCCAUCACGGCAGUACGCCUCACCACCAGGCGUUGCCAGUCCCACAAGCGAGCCGUUGGAAAAUGCCUUAGCACCACCACAGGCUUUCCAAAAUGAAAUAGCUGCUGCACAACCCGAAACAAUAUUGCUUGCCGGUGCCACGCAAAAUUUACCGCUGCAAACUCCGCCGCCGCCAGCCAUGACACCGCCAAACAAUUUGCCACCGCCGCCUGGUGCUGGCGCUGUAGCUGCUGGCAAUCCUUUUAAGCGUGCAGGUGCUGUGCAGCAUCACCGCGCUGGCUUGUUGGCAACCAGCAACUCCGCGCCACCAACAGCAGCAGCCUUUGCGGUGCCACCACCACCUGCUGAUUUUGCUAAUCCGUUGCUCAACCACUUGGAACCUGAUAAUUCAGAAAUAUUGCAUGAGAAUCAAGAAGUUUUAGGCUUGCCCUUGCCUUCGCCGCCACCACCGUCGCUGCAGCAGCCGACAACACAGUCAAUGACUUUACCUGGCGCUCCUAUGGGCUCAAUGCCUCCAACAGCCACACAAACGGCGUUACCGCCGCCGCCGCCGCCCAAUGAUGAACGCAAUCAGUACUUGCAGACCAGUCCUUUAUCGGAGAACCCCGAUGAGGAGUUGAAUUUAGAAGUCGAUAGUUUACCGCCACCUGGUCUAUCGCGUUUGGUGCUGGGACAGCCCGAGUUGCUGGAAGCAUCACAACGCAUGGUGACUGGCACCGAGGAGCCGGCAAAUAUGCAUAUGGAUGAGCGUCAUGCAGAUGGCGAGGAUACAUCGCUGGAGCAGGUACAACCAGUGCCGCUGCUAAAUGCCGCCCAGCGUGGGGGCUUGAGCAAUAGCGGCAACUUGGGAGCGCCUUCUGCGUCCGCCAACAAUAGCAACACUAUAGAUAUUACCACAGAUCGCAAUUUGUAUUUGGUGCCUGGCGAAAGUAAUGUUAGCAACGAGCAACGCGUUGUGACGGGAGUCGAAAGGUCACCCGAGAGCAAUGCCCCUGCGCCACCGCCACAAAUCGCUAGUGGCCAGCGCGAAAUUGAGCUUGACGGUGAGAAUUUGGAGGAUCAACAGCAGUUGCAGCAUCCGCCCUUGCUCACCGUGAACAGUCGCGAUGAGCCACCUUUGGAGGGCGCUGCUGCUAGCAGCGAACCGCCAGCACCUUCAAACGCUGAGAACCAUGAUGCUCAUCACCAUCAUGCUCAACACCACCAUCAUCAUCAGACGAAAUCAAAGGAUCUAUCCAAUGCCUCGACUGGCAAUGAUGAGAGCGAUCCGGUGGCAGAUCAUCAGCACCACCUUCACGCGACGCGUUACACAGGUAGCAACAAGUCGCGCAAACACUCGGCUGGUGAGUUGGAGCGGAAAGUAAUUGAUCGUCAGCAACAACAGCGCCGCGACAAGCAACGCAGCUCUGUUGAUCGAUAUGAAAGCGACGAUCUCGAACUCGACGAGUCCGAACCAUACUCGAGUGAUCGUGAGCGCGAGCGUGAACGUGAACGUCGUCGCGGCUAUCGUGAAGGUAGUGUACGCAGCGAUCGUGACCGCGAAGAGCGAGAGUAUGCGAAGGAUAAACGGCGCCGCGGAGGUGAUCGUGGUGAGAAGCGCGACGAACGUGGCGCUGGCGAUCGUGAAAAGUUGCGCGAUAAGUAUUAUGCACGUGAAAGUGGCAAAUCAGAUGCAUUGCGCCGAAGUGUGCGUCACAAUCGCCAAUACGAAGAGGAUGUAGACGAUACGGCUGGUCGGCGCAAAGAGCAAUCACGUCGCAAUGGUACACGUCAUCACAAUGAAGAUCGCGCCGGACGCAGCGAUCGCAGUGAACGCGACUAUGACGACUACAAUCGUCGUCAUCGUGGCUCAACUAAACGCGGUGAAAAAUCCAUCGAUGAGGGGCGCGACGUGCGCCGUAGCACUUAUGUGGAUGAUGAACGGCGCGAGCAUCGGCGCACACGUCGCGAACGCGGCGUUGACUAUGAUACACUGGAGCGCCGACCUCGUGGUGGGGGCGACAAACCAACGCGUGGUGAACGUGGCGAUGCACGCGAAUACGAAGAGUACCGUAAGCAGAGCUCACGCAAUGCACGUGAAAGUGAUUUGGAAAAGGAGCGCGCACGCUACGAUCCACGACAUGCCGCCAUGUAUGGCUAUCCGCCAGGCGCGUAUGGCUAUGAUCCGUACACUUCCUAUUACUAUGAGCAAAUGGCGCGCACCAAUCCGCAGGCAUACUCGGAGUGGUAUAAGAAGUACUAUGGCCAUGCGGCUGCUGCAGCAGCAUCGAAUUUGGGUGCGCAGAUUGCGACAGGCGGCGAUCAUGCCAGCUUGAAUAGUAGCUCUUUGGCGGCAGCUACGGCAGACGGACGUGAGUCGGUGCAUUCGGGUCGUAGUUCGGUGCAAAAUGACAAGGAUAGGUAUACACAUGCAUACAUUUCACAAGCCAAUGAAUUCCAUCGACAUUUGCAACAGCGGCAUCUGCAAACACAGCAGCAGCAGCAACAACAACAACACAUGAUUUACAAUCAACAACAUAUGAAUAUAUCGCUCAAUUCAACAAUGGUAGAUGAUGGCACGGGCAGUCUGUAUGGCGGUGGUGGUAUUGGCGUCGGGGGCGAAGCUUUACGUGCCGCGCGCUCUACAAGCAAUCUGUCGCAAGUCGGCAGCGGUUUCGGCGGUGGCUUCAGUAGCAUCGGUGGUGGUGCUGGUGGUGGCGGCGUUGGUUUGACGGCAUACUACGCGGGCGUUGGUGGAGUAGCUGCAUCUUACUAUGCGCGUUCAGAUUAUGCGGAGUCCAGAUCGGGUCAUAUGUCAUUGCGCGAUGCCGAUGCCAUCACCGAACCCGAUCCACAACGACUCACACCACGUAAAUUCGUCAACGAGCACACAAUUGUUUCGCUAUCGGCCGGUAUACUCGUGACCGUUAAACCGAAGUACACUUCGCAUGGCGCCAUUAGUAACGUUGUGAAGUUGCAACGUUUGGGUGCCAACGAUGCCACACGCCAACUCUUCCAGUCCUACCCUGGUCCACUGGUGCGUGGCCUAACGCAUAAGAAGACAAUUAUAGAGUUUUGCGAAGAUCAGAUACGUUUGGGUCCCAUGGAGACCACCAUUUAUGCCAAGCAGCUGGUGUGCAAUAAUAUCGAUAAAUAUCGUGGCUCCUACACGUUGAUGUGGAAUUUACUGAUUUUGUUGCUGCGUCAAAAUGGCAUGGUCGUUGGCACUGACAUUGCCGAGUUACUAUUGAAAAAUCAACAACAAUUUCCUUAUCAAGCAGAAAUCUCUGAUGGCGAUUCGUCUGCGCUCAGUGGCGAUGAGGAGGCGGAAGAGCAAGAGACGCUUGCUACUGAAACUACUGCUGAGCAGGAUAAGCCGGAGCAGGCGCAAGUUAAUUCCGAUGAUGCAGUUGCUUCAGCUACGCCAGCACCAAAAUCCACCACAAUCAUUAGCACUCCUCUAGCUCUAACUGAGCCGGAAAUAACUGAAAAGUUCCGUAAUUAUUUGCUAUACGGUAAUGUGAAUGAAGCUCUAGACUGGGCCACAGACAACAACCUGUGGGGUCAUGCGCUAUUCCUGGCCUCCAAAGUUGAUCGUCGUUCACAUGCAAAUGUCAUGAUGAAGUUUGCCAAUAAGCUAUCGUUGAACGAUCCACUGCAAACACUUUACCAGCUAAUGAGCGGUCGUCAGCCGUCUAGCGUGACUAGUGUGCAGGAUGAAAAAUGGGGUGAUUGGCGGCCACACCUUUCGAUGAUACUGUCGAAUACGUCACAAAAGCCAGAAUUGGAUCGCAAAUCGAUAACGACGCUCGGUGAUUCAUUGUUGAAUCGUGGCGAUUUAUUUGCCGCUCAUUUCUGUUACCUAAUGGCGCAAGUGGGCUUCGGACGCUAUCAGGAGAGCGCCACACAAGAGAGCACGCUGCAACAGCAUUUACCGAAGUUGGUUUUGCUCGGCUCAUCACAUUAUAAAACUUUCAACGAUUUCGCGACCAAUGAAGCCAUUAUGAUGACCGAAAUUUAUGAGUAUGCUUGCUCACUGAAUGAUGAAAAAUUCUCGCUAGUUGAGUUUCAGCCUUACAAAUAUUUGCUGGCCACGCGGCUAUUGGAUUAUGGCUACCAUUUACGUAGUUUAAUGUAUUUUGAGCAAAUAGCGCUGCAUAUACAACGGGAUUCGAGCAAAUAUGAACCAAGCUUUAUAAACAAGAUCUACGAAUUUGCGGAUCGCCUCAAAUACUACGAUCCGGUAUUGGAGCGUUCAGUGGAUGAUCAACAACAAGAUGCUGAUGGUAAUUUGAAUAACAGUCAGUUAACGAAUUUCGAAGACCAAAAGUGGUUGCAAGAUUUGCGCGCCAUUGCAGUGCAACAUAAGAUCGAUUACGCCAGCUCUCCCCCAGUUGGUUAUGGACAAAUUGCUGACACACAAAGUCAAAUCGAUCAACAAUUUGUGGAGCUGAAUAAACAAUUCAAUGAGCUGAAUAUGCAGUAUAAUAGUGUUAGCAAUGCUGAACAGCCGCCUACCUUCUAUAAUCCAGACACAAUGCAGCAGCAGCUACAGCAACAGCAACAGCAGGCACCUCAACAAUCGCAUAACGAUGCAAACGCUGAUCCAUACAAUCAGCAACAGCAGCAACAGCCAACAGGCGUUAGCGAUUACAUCAGCCAUCAAGCAAGCGCAGAUCAGCAAGCUCCAAAUUACUCAGACGGCGUUGCACAAAAAGCAGUCGAUGCAAGCGAUGCGUAUGCCUAUUACAAUCAGCAACAACAACAGCAAUACAUGCAACCAGACAUACAGGCACAACAGCAACAGCAGCAGGAACCACAUUCAAUUCCCUACUAUGAUCCAACGCAACAACAACAACAGCACCAUUAUCCAGAAGUAGCGGAUGCACAAAAUAAUGCUGGCGCAUAUGAUUAUUGGGCACAACAACAACAGCAACAACCACAUGUCGGUUAUGGUGAUGAGCACGCUACAAAUGAUGAUAACGCCAAUGAGCUAACAUUAGCAACAAUAAAAGAAUCAGAAGCAUCUUUAUUAGAUGAUUCAAGAAAAAGCGCCGAAGCAAAUUUGAAACCAAACGAGGUGCUACCGUUGAAACAAACUCCGGUGAAAUCAAAACUAACAACAAAGACAUAUAAAACUACAUUGCAACAACAACAACCGUUGAAAAUAACUGCAGCAGCAGCCAAAUUAUAUAAUAGCUAUGAUGGCCCUUACACACGUGUUGCGAAGAAGGCCAACGCCAACCACAACAAUAAUAAUAAUCAGCUAUCCACUAGUGGUUUUGAGAAGCAACAACAGAAACAACCACACCCGGCGAAGUUGGCUACAUCCUUCCUAAGCUCGCCGCCAGAUAAUGCGCGCCCCACCAUAUCGAUGCCAAAAUCGAAAAUCUAUGAUUCAGAUGAAGAUAAGCAACAAAAGCAGCAAGCUCAGCAGAAAAGUGGCGCCACCGCAGGCAACAACAACAAGCAGCAGCGUGGUAAAAGUGAUGGUGGGAAAGAGGCAAAUAAGAGUUCCCUGCAAGGUAAUCAAAAUUCCGGUUGGUUCGGUGGUAUUUGGAAUAAGCUUUCACUCAAGCCUAAAAACCAAAUGAUACUGCCGGAUGACAAAAAUCCGAGUAUUGUCUGGGAUCCGGAGAAUAAACGCUGGAUAAAUACGGAUGGCGAUGAAGCGACAGAGGAAAGCUUUAAACCGCCACCAAAAAUGAGCGAUAUAAUGGCACAAGCGCCACCACUGGGAGCUGCCCCCCCAAUGCAGCCGUAUCCACAGCAACAGCAACAGCAACAUCAGCAACAACAACAACAGCCACAGCCACAACAACAACCAACGCAAGCACCCCAACCUUCACCACUGCUCGACACUCACCAAUAUGCUCCUGCUGCCACUGUCCCCUCGCCGGCACCUGUACCGGCGUCCUCAGUUUCACCAGCGCCGGUCUCUGGCUACAGUGCGCAUGCGCUGACCGGCGCCGAUGCUGCAGGUGCAAGCAAAACGCCUAGUUUGCAGUCGAAUAUGUUCAAAAUGCAACGCAAUCGAACCUUAAAGAACUCUUACGUUGAUGUGUUCAAUCCCUCAGGUGCACCCAUGAAGGCGACGGAGAAUGUGCUGGCACCGGCACUGCCUCCAGCCGCGGUGCCUCAAAGCGGUUUUUUCAUACCGGGACCGGCGCCUGUGGCCGCUACAGGGGACAAUAAUGAUGGUGUUGCAUAUCAGCAGCAACAACAACAGCAAAUGCCACAACAAGAUGUGCCACAAUUCUACAAUCCAAACCAAUUCGGCGGUGGUGCUUACUAGAUAAGUCAGGCUUUCACACAUACACCUACAUAUAAACAUACAUACACAUAAAGCUUAAUUUACAUAAUACGAAAAAGUAAAGGAAAGAAAAUAGACGUAAAGAAAUAUCUUAAAACGUUAAUUGCUGACUUAAAAAAUUUAACAAAAAAAUUCAUUCAACUGCAAAAAUAAGCCUAAAACAGAUGAAUAAUUAUAAUUUAUGUAUGUAUGUAUAGUAGCAAAAAAAAAAGAUAAAUCAAAAAUCAAAGAAAAAAAAAAUAGAUUAUUGAAUUAGAAGCAGCUUGUAUGGAAUGGUUAGUGUUGGUGAAUAGCGCUGAGCGGAGC